AUGAAUAGCCAACUGGUCAGCAUUUGCAGUGACCACUUUGGCUCCAGUCAGAAUGUGCCCACAGCAGAGAACCCAUCACCCGAAGCAAGUCCAACGCCCACGCAGAAACGCAGUUCAUUUGCGCAGAGGCUGGUUGAUAUCCCACUGUUUCGCUGUUUGGUUCCAGGGUGAGGUCUCCCAACAACGAGAGAAUUGACUGACGAAAAACCGAAUUGAAGGAAAUACUGAAGUAACCUUCAGUUCCUGCGCGACUAGUUCAUCUUUCUAUAUUCAUGGGAAAAGUGUGGCAACAACAGAUGUACCCCCAGUACUCAUAUUACUACCCCCGAUACCUGCAAGCGAAGCCACCUGUUGCCUCCUCCUCCCAGCCCAUGGCUCCGCCCAGCCCCAGCACCAACAGCAGCACCAACAACAGCAGUAGCUCCAGCACUGCAGGUUGGGAGCAACUCAGUAAAACCAACCUGUACAUCCGAGGCCUUGCCCCAGCCACCACCGACCAUGAUCUGGUCAAGCUUUGCCAGCCGUAUGGCAAAAUUGUAUCAACAAAGGCCAUCCUGGACAAGACAACAAACAAAUGUAAAGGUUACGGCUUUGUGGACUUUGACAGCCCUGCUGCAGCUCAGAAAGCCGUCACUGCCCUGAAGACCAGCGGGGUCCAAGCCCAGAUGGCUAAGCAACAAGAACAAGACCCAACCAACCUGUAUAUCUCCAACCUGCCGCUAUCAAUGGACGAGCAGGAGCUUGAGACCAUGCUCAAGCCCUUUGGCCAGGUCAUCUCUACCCGAAUACUGAGGGACUCCAAUGGAACCAGUAGAGGAGUGGGCUUUGCAAGGAUGGAGUCGACAGAGAAAUGUGAUUCCGUUAUCUCUCACUUCAACGGGAAGUUUAUUAAGACACCACCUGGAGUUACUGUGCCACCGGAGCCCUUACUGUGUAAGUUUGCUGACGGCGGGCAGAAAAAGAGGCAAAGCCAGUAUACAUUUUUGCAGAAUAGCCGUGCGUGGGCUAGAGACGGCGAUGCUAGACUGGCUGGAAUGACCCUCACGUACGACACCACAGCGGCUAUGCAAAACGGAUUUUAUGCGUCUCCAUACAGCAUCGGAAACAGGAUGAUUGCUCAAACGUCCAUGUCUCCAUAUCUCUCACCUAUCUCCACGUACCAGGUACAGAAUCCCUCCUGGGUUACUCACCAGCCCUACAUCAUGCAGCACCCAGGAGCGGUGAUAUCGCCCUCUAUGGACCAUACUAUGUCACUACAGCCUACAUCCAUGAUGAGCCCUCUCACUCAGCNUAUGAUGGCGGAGUUAGGAGUUGAGUCGGGGCUUAUACUAAGAGAACUCCCAUUCGGGAUGACUCACGGGUAA
Messenger RNA from Salvelinus sp. IW2-2015, 1364 nucleotides. The record is from RefSeq and is a predicted model, not a curated record. Lineage: Eukaryota; Metazoa; Chordata; Actinopteri; Salmoniformes; Salmonidae.